AUGCUUAGAACCAACUUAAAUGUAUCUCAAGGACUUGUAAAUGGUGCAAUAGUAAAUAUGACAGAGAUUAACUGGCCCAAUUUUGUUAGAGAUCAACUUUAUGAUGAAUGUAUACCAACAUCGAUUCGCGUCGACUUUGGAAGAGAUGGUAUCCAUAAAAUCGAGCCCAUAUCUAGUCAUUUUCCUGCGAUGCGCAGUUAUGGUACGGCUGAGCGUAAAAUGUUGCCAAUAAUUUUUGUCAUGGGCAGUAACCGCACACAAGUUACAGGGCUCCACCGUCGAUCAUGCUAUCGUUUAUCUUGGACCAAGGCUCUUUGCAAAAGGACAAGCUUAAGUUACUCUUAG
This is a messenger RNA of Macrosiphum euphorbiae (potato aphid), 345 nucleotides long. Lineage: Eukaryota; Metazoa; Arthropoda; Insecta; Hemiptera; Aphididae. The record is from the annotation of a GenBank genome assembly.